UUUAAAAAUUACUAUUCCAUUAUUGAAGAAUGCUAUCCAUUCUUUCGAUUAUUUUUCCAUUACACCCAUUACAUCCAUUUCAAAAAAUCACAAUAUCAAUAUCUAUUUAGUAUGUAAGAAAGUAGUAAGGGUUUGAUCACACAUAUACACACAUAAAUUAAAAACAAUUUGCAAAUGAAUUGAACGAAGCUGCGUUAGCAAACACUUUGCUCACAAAAAUUGAGAUUUGGUAGUAGUAGUAGUAGCAGAGCAGAGCAACGAAGGAAUCAUCAUUGGAUACACACUAUCGCAUUAACGUUGCAUCGACAACAUGGCUCAGCACACGAUCAACAGAGAUAGCGAGCCAAAGAAAGGGAGAGAUUACUUAGCACAUUGUGUAAUGCGCGCAGACGAGGAAUGUGGAGACGAGGAAUGUGGGGUGGAGCGCGGAAAUGUGGUUUCAAACCUAGCGAACACUCAGCCAGUUGUUCGUCUGGAAAGGAUGAGCAGAGAUUUGUUACGGCAAUGGAAUGUACCGCGGCCAAAUGUGACACAACAAACACCAGCACGCCGUUCAAAACGUGUGCAAACUGUACCGUCUGUCGCUCGUUCUUCUCAGCCACAUGAUAGUAGGGACGAUGAGCCGCUAGCGGCCAAAAUAAGACGUACCGAACAACCAUUUAAUUCGGUUUCAAACCUAGCGAACAAUCAACCAGUUGUUCGAUUGCAAAGAAUGAGCAGAGAUUUGUUACGGCAAUGGAAUGUGCCACCGCCAAAUGUGACACAACAAACACCAGCACGCCGUUCAAAACGUGUGCAAACUGUACCGUCUAUCGCUCGUCCUUUAGUAUCUGAACCACCGCCAAGUCGGCCAGUUUUGAGACCAGCCAUGCGAGACGAACCAUCUACUUCACGUGGUUUGACCUCUGCGCCACGGCCGUCAUCGUCACGUUUCACACAACAACCACCAGCACGCCGUUCAAAACGUGUGCAAACUGUACCGUCUGUCGCUCGUUCGUUAGUUCAAAGUCCGGUCAUUCCAUCGACAUCGGCUGCACCGAUUGGAGCACCAUUACAACCGCUCCGCAAUGAACGAGUGUGUCGCCGCAAAGGUGAACAAUCGGAUCCUAACCAAGAGACAUUCACCAUCAAAAUGUCUCUGCGGACAUUUUUGAGAAACGGUCCGAAUGAUCCAACUCGUAUUGGUGGUAAACGAAACAAAGAUCAAAUGAAUGCAACGAAUGCUGACAACGCCAACAAUAGAGAUAGUGAUAUGAAACGCCGAUUAAUGGCAAUCAUUGAUAAUGCUGUGAUUGAGAUGUCCGACUUGACGCGAUUAUCGGCAUACUAUGUGCACAACGAAUUGAAUCGUUUGGUCGAUAGCAACAACGAUGCAGCAAUCCGUGCAGAAUUUUUAGCGCCUUUUGAUGCACACAAGUAUUUUUUUGCCCUAAAACAUUGCCAAGCUAACGUCAAUUGUCCAUUAAAUCCAAUGUUUGCACAAUAUCUAAGGGAUAAGAACAUUCCAGUUCAGCCACACAUUAACAACUUAACUCACCCGAUUAGUUUUGCUUACCAACAGUCCGCCACAAAUAUGCGCAAUAACACAAAUAUGCAUGGCAACGAUCACAUUCGCAAUUAUUUCAAGCGCAAAAAUAUUAUGGAACAGGAGAUUGAUGUGUUGAUGGACUAUUUGCAAUACGAAGAUUCGGAAGUCGAGCUGUAUGACGGCACUCGCGCGCAUUUAACCGAAUACUACAAUGAGCUGCAUCCAUUGUUGCCACUCGACCGUAUUGCUCUCUACGAAAAUGAUCCUGAAAAUGUUGUGUUCCAAGACGACCAUCUCAUACCACGUGGCUGGUUGUGGACUACAACAGACGAUACCAAGUACUAUAAACACGUGCACGAGCUGAUCCAUUUACAGCGUUGGAUUCAACAGCACAAUGUGGCCAAUCCAAAUGAGCAGUGGCAGUCGUUUCGUGCCAUUCCGCAAUCGAAGAACAAACGCAAACAUGUUCAAUUCGAUACGGAUGGUUUCAUCGACAUGACAAAUUUAUUGUAUGCCCGCAAAGAAGAUAAAGUAAGAAGAAGUGACAAACCAAAUUGGGAUAACAAUGAUUAUGAUGCGUUUUGGAAUCGGUAUGUAAAUUUGCGGAAAAUAAAUCGUAACGGACAAAUUUUCGGCAACUAUUUUACGACCGACGGUGUGACAGCAUGCCUGAGAAUGAUUCGUCGAAAGCGUGACGCGACGAGUGCACCGACCAAAACGAGUAAGAAAAAGAAUAAGAAGAAAAAGGGCAAGAAACAGUACGAGAAGAAAGAACCGCCAAAAUGUCCGGAAGACAUUAAAGCUGCCUUCAUAACACAUACCAUUGAUCGAUAUUGUCGCAUAAUGGCAGUUCAUGAGCCAGGAACAUCGAUGCUCUGUAGUCGUGAUCACGAUAUCACAGACCAACCAUUGCACCGCGAAAGACCGGAGAAUAUGAAUCCAAAGGAUCGUUUCUUAGUUUGCAACAACUGCGAACCGGCCCUUAACCAUGUUCUCCCACCACCAAAUGAGUGGAUAGCCAAAAUUCAUCAUACAUUCCGAUCAAAACAUCGCCUUGAAUUGGAACCGAAUCUCAAGCAUUAUGGACAUUCUAUCGCGAAUCAACAAUACAAUGGACGCAAGCAAACUAUUGUUUUUGACCGUGAUCUGAAUGCAUCACGCAACAUGAUAUACAAAUCAUUGUGUAUGAUACAAGAUAUUCCAAUCAAUGGUGAUUUCAAUCGGAGUGCUGCCUAUUUACGACAACGGGCGGCUAAUGCUGCCGCUCAUUAAAUGAAUAUCCUCCUCGGCCGUCUCCCGUAGUUUACUCCGUCUAAGAGUAAUUUACGUGUCAGAACGCGAUUCUUAACACUACUACCAAAUCUCAAAUUAAAGCAAUGUUGUUGCAAAUGUGUGACGGUUACUUUGCUCUUAAACUAUACAUAUUUGAUUUUCAUUAUAUGUUUCCAUUACUUCCAUUACGUUCCAUUACAUAUUGAUUAAUUCCCAUUAUUUCCAUUCUUUUCUUUGUGAUUAA
Contarinia nasturtii (swede midge) is the source of this 3044-nucleotide messenger RNA. RefSeq lists its product as uncharacterized. Lineage: Eukaryota; Metazoa; Arthropoda; Insecta; Diptera; Cecidomyiidae. Bases 311 to 2800 code for a protein of 829 amino acids. The record is from RefSeq and is a predicted model, not a curated record. The transcript is spliced from 6 exons.